Messenger RNA from Cuscuta campestris, 926 nucleotides. Lineage: Eukaryota; Viridiplantae; Streptophyta; Magnoliopsida; Solanales; Convolvulaceae. The record is from the annotation of a GenBank genome assembly.
AGGAGCAAUUUUUUGGCUAGGAUUGGCUUGUUAUCUUACUCAUCUAGUACUUGUCGCUCGAGCUAAUCUUUGAAAGGCUUCUCGUCCGGAAAUCAGGCAGAAUGGCAGCUUCUUUGUCGUCAACAAGCCUCCAUCUCUGCGGAAAUGGGAGAAAGUUCUCAUCUCUUAAGCCUUCUUUCGAUCUUCCUUCGAACCCAGGCAGCUACUCUCUGCACUUCCUCCAUAGUCGCAGGAAGCGUACUUCUUUUACUUCCUCUCCCAGGACUCUCACUGUGGUCGGCAUGGCUCCUCCCAAAACACCCGGGGGAAAACCUAAGAAAGUUACCGGAGUGGUAAAGCUGGCUCUCGAGGCGGGGAAGGCUACGCCCGCUCCACCUGUUGGACCGGCGUUGGGUUCUAAGGGUGUCAACAUUAUGGCUUUCUGUAAGGACUACAAUGCUAGGACUGCUGAUAAAGCUGGUUAUGUCAUUCCUGUUGAAGUCACCAUCUAUGACGACAGAAGCUUCACUUUUAUCUUGAAGACACCACCUGCUUCUGUUUUGUUACUUAAGGCGGCAGGAGCGGAUAAAGGUUCCAACGAGCCGAGGAAGGUGAAAGUUGGGAAAAUUACCAUUGAUCAGUUGAGAGGUAUUGCUCAAGAAAAGUUGCCCGACCUGAACUGUUCAAGCAUUGAGUCAGCAAUGAGGAUUAUCGCUGGCACUGCAGCUAAUAUGGGCAUCGAUGUUGACCCGCCCAUUCUUCAACCCAAGGAGAAAGUAGCAUUGUGAAUCUUUUAGUUUUUUGAGUUUCUGUUUCCUUUUAAUUGACCUUGGUCUUUGUCCAUCACACUUUGGAUGUACUACUACAUAGGGAAGUAUGCCCCAUUCAGAAGAAGGCCUAAAUCUAAUCAUUUUCUCUUACCACACCAUCGUUUGCUUGUUGAUAUU